AUGGCCACCGAAUCAUUAGAGAGAAACAUCGUAAUCGUAGGAGGAGGCAUAAUCGGCUGCACAACCGCCUACUUUCUCACGCGCCACCCCUCCUUCAACCCCACCAAAUACACCAUCACCAUUCUCGAAGCCCAAUCCAUCGCCUCUGGCGCCUCAGGACAAGCAGGCGGUCUGCUAGCACUCUGGGCAUACCCCUCCAGCAUCGUCCCUCUAUCCUACAAACUCCAUGCCGAACUGGCAAAGGAACACGACGGCGCGAAGAGAUGGGGAUAUAGGACUCUACACUGCGGGUCGUUGAGUGCGAAGGGAAAGGAUUACAGUGGCGAGACCAACAGCAACACAAACACAAACACAGCUGGAAACAAAGAUGGACCAGGAGCUGCAGAAGAAUGGCAAAAACUCCCCAAAACAAACAACAAGGGGGUUUCCAAGAACGGCGUCCCCUCCUCCCUCGACUGGUUCGACCCAGACUGUAUAAAAGCCUACUCCGAGAUGGGCACCCCCUCCACAACAGCCCAAGUCCACCCCUACCAAUUCACCACCUCCAUGGCCUCCCUCGCCGUCUCCUCCGGCGCGAAAAUAAUCCUCGGUUCGGCAACCUCAAUCGACUACGCUGGUCCUUCAGGCGUGAAAUCCGUAACGUAUGAAGACAAAGAGACGAAGGAUAUACACACGUUACCUGCUACGGAUGUUGUAUUGGCGGCGGGACCGUGGACGAGUCAGGUUUUUCCUGAGGCGCCGAUUGAGGCUGUGAGGGCGCAUAGUGUGGUUGUGGAGGCGGAUGUGAGUCCCUAUGCGGUGUUUAGUGAGAUUAGUUUGCCGAAGACAUUUGGAGGUGAUGCGGAUGCGGAAGGGAAGAAGAGACAUGGGAGUGUGGUGUCGCCAGAGAUGUAUGCUAGACCUGAUGGCACGGUUUAUGCUUGUGGCGAAGCCGACACACUCGCACCCCUCCCCCCCUCCACCGCCCUCGUGCAGUGCUCCCCCUCCCACAUAACCUCCCUCAUCUCCUACAUAUCAUCCAUCUCCCCCGCUCUCCGCCACGGCAAGAUCCUCGCCGAGCAAGCAUGCUACCUCCCGUCUGUAACCGGCCCAGGAACCAGCGGUCCACUGAUAGGCGAGACGGGGAUUAGGGGGUUGUAUAUGGCGACGGGGCAUACGUGUUGGGGCAUACAGAAUAGUUGUGCGACGGGGAAGUUGAUGAGUGAGUUUUUGUUCGAGGGCGGGGCGAAGAGUGCGAGGGUAGAGGCGUUGGAUCCGAGGAGGUUUUUGUGA
Molecule: messenger RNA, 1272 nt
Organism: Cadophora gregata
Lineage: Eukaryota; Fungi; Ascomycota; Leotiomycetes; Helotiales; Ploettnerulaceae
Exons: 3
Coding region: 1-1272 (423 amino acids)
Biological process (GO): retrograde transport, endosome to Golgi
Cellular component (GO): cytoplasm; late endosome
Molecular function (GO): oxidoreductase activity
Source: RefSeq, a predicted model, not a curated record